AUUCAGAAAGAGGAAUUUACGGAAGAACAAUAACCGUGGAGUCGCAGAUAGGGGGAGGAGGGACACUUGUUUAAGAACGGGGAGGUCAUGUCGCCUUGCUGCCCAUGGAGAAGGAAAAAGAGAAGACGACGGCAGGAGUCCCGUUCGAAAAUUUCUUUCUGAGAACAAAAUAACUAAAUAGAAAACCUAAAGACAUGCUCGGUUGGUGAAGAUGAGCGGAAUGCUAAUCGUUAUGUAAAUAGGAGACCCAUUCCGGCGACUCGUUUUCUUGUUAACGUUACACUGCUGGAUAUCUUGCGUAUUUUUCACAUUUUACUGUGCUUUACAAGGCCAAAGUUUUAAUUGUCUCAUCCAGAGGAAGGGAAACGAACAUUUUUAUUUCACUUUUAUGCACUGGCCUUCCUGUCAGGUAUCGUCAGUCUUCCCGGCUAUGGACUUUUUAUUUUCGGAUGUGAGCCUGGAAUCUACUUUGAACAAAAAGAACUUCUCGCGAUGAUGUGGAAUCAGUUUAUUAAUCUUUUUCUGAAGGCACGUGGAAUUUUUAUUCCGCCUGGGAAGGUGGCUACUCCGCCCCUUUGUUUUGUGUUUCUUUUCAGUGUCCCACACACUGAGGGCGUUUGAUAACAUGGACCGAAAUAAGUAGGUCGCUCGAGAUUUUAGAAGGAGAUCUGUUUAUUUCUCUGUGUGACAGACACAGGCUCAAGAUGAUGUUUACUUAGGCGAGUGCGUUGUAGCUUUUUUUUUUUUCUAAUUCCGUUUUUGCACUUUUCUCCUGCUCAGGAUGGAUACCAGCACAGUGCCGCGCAGUGAGCCAUUGCUCCAUGAGCUGACAAAUCCUAAUGCACCGGGGAUCUGUAACGAAAUGUUGGACGUAGCCCAGGAAGCAUUUCAGGUUGGGAACUACGAGCUGGCCGCCGAGAUCUAUGGUUCCCAACUAGUGGACUUGGCAGAGCCUGAUCGGGGACUGUGUCUGCGCAAAGGGGACGCGCUAGCCAGGGCUGGCAGAGUCGCCGAAGCUCUGGACUCCUACCGCUGCGCUGCUGGAGUAAACCGAUUGCGGCCAGAAGAGCUUAGAUUACUAGUGGAGAGUAUCGCGCAGAACCUACGGGACAAGGAGCUUAAGCUACCUCCCCCGGAGCGCUGUAGCAACGACACUGGGGAUGGGGAAUUAGAACGUUUUACCAGCCUUCCGGACAGCGAGGACUCAAUGGACAUGUUUUCCUGUCGGUUAUGUGGGCUGCUGCUGACAGACCCCACGACACUGCAGUGUGGCCACACAUACUGUAAACGGUGCCUAGAGAGCGAGGAGAUGUGCGACUGUAGAUUGUGUAAGCACAAACUGAGCAAAAAAGUUGCAAAAGUAUGCUCCAUGGGCUUCCGAGCUAACGUGCUUCUAUGUGGUUUAAUGGACAAGUGGUUUGAGAAGGAGAGCAGAGCACGCCGGUGCUGUCUCGAGGGAGAUGUUCUGUGCCGGAAGCAGCAGGACUUCACUGGUGCUCUCGCAAAGUACAACCAUGCAGUUGAUCUAGUACCUUCUAACUACAUUGCAGUAUGUCAGCGUGGUGAACUACACUUAACAAUGAAAAAUUACAUCCAAGCUGUACAAGAUGGUGAAAAUGCAUGCAAGUUAAAACCAUUGCGGCCCAAGGCACACUAUUUGAAGGCCACUGCACUGAACAAAAUGGGCAGAUGUGAAGAGGCCUUGAAAGAGUUUUUAUUUUGUGCAGCUCUCAGACCAGACUGGAGUUCUGUUAAACUUGAAGCACAAAAGUUCUUCUUGCAGAUUCUUUGUGAAAUGUUUUCUUCAGUGUUUGAGAAUGACAGAUUGCCAGUUUCUCGUCCUACCUUAUCAUCCUAUAUGCGCCUGAAAUCUUCUGUGGUAUCCACUGAGGAGGAACUGAAUGCUGAAUGCUCUGAGGUAUCUACAUUUGCAGUGUUCAAGAGUGGUUCCUGUGAGAACAGCAGAUACAGCAGUAUUGAUUCAUUAAAGCCUAAACAAACUGUCAAUAAACUGCAACUUUGUUUUGAUGAUACAAAGGCACUGGGCUCUAUCCUUCCUUGUCUUCCUGAACCAAGUCGCAAAAGGAAAUGUUUUAAUGACUGUGAAGUACCCUGUAAAAUGCUCAAGCAAGCAGAUGAAAAUUGCUCAACUUUGAAAACCACAGACCAAAAAAUAUCACGAGAUGUUUCCUUGGAACUUGUUGACUCAUCUGAUCUGGAGUGCUCUCUCUGUAUGAGGUUAUUUUAUGAGCCAGUUGCAACUCCCUGUGGCCACACGUUUUGUUUGAAAUGUCUUGAACGUUGCCUUGACCACAAUCCUUACUGUCCACUGUGCAAGGAGAAUCUUUCAGAGUAUUUGGCUACCAGAGCUUACAACAAGACCUUUCUGACUGAAGAGAUAAUCAAUCGUUACCUAUCAGAAGAGCUGACUGAACGAAAAAAAAUUUAUGAUGAAGAAAUGAAAGAGCUAUCAAACUUAAAUAAAGAAGUUCCCAUAUUUGUUUGUACAAUGGCUUUUCCUACAAUCCCUUGUCCUCUGCAUGUCUUCGAACCACGAUACCGCUUGAUGAUCCGAAGAUGCAUGGAAACUGGCACCAGACAAUUUGGAAUGUGCAUUGCAGAUGAGUUGAAAGGAUUUGCUGAUUAUGGCUGCAUGUUAGAAGUUCGAGAUGUGAAAUUCUUUCCAGAUGGGCGAUCUGUUGUUGACACGAUUGGCGUUUCCCGAUUUAAAGUUUUAAGCCACAGUCAACGGGAUGGAUACAAUACUGCCAAAAUUGAAUAUUUGGAAGACAGGAAGACUGAAGGUGAAGAAUAUGCUGAGCUGGUUCGCCUGCAUGACUCUGUGUAUGAUCAAGCCGUCUCAUGGUUUACCUCUUUAAAGGAUGCAAUGAAGAAUCAAAUACUCAGCCACUUUGGGCCCAUGCCAGUAAAAGAGUCAGACCCACAAGCUAGUCCCAGUGGACCUGCCUGGUGCUGGUGGUUAUUGGCAGUACUCCCAUUAGAAAACCGUGCACAGCUAACUAUUUUGGCAAUGACUUCUUUAAAGGAUCGGCUGAUUGCUGUAAGGCGCGUCUUAAUUUUUGUCACAAGAAAAAGACCUCGGUGACAACAGGAUACCUUUAGGUCAGAAUGAUGCAAGAUUCUUUGAUUGAAGGGAUAAAGGAUAUAUAGAAAUCGAAAAAUAAAAGGAUUUUCAUAGCUUUAUUUCUUAGUUUUCAUAUUUAGCCUUGUGCCUGAUCACUGUUACAGACCUGAUCUCAUUUUACUAAAUUGACUUAAGGACCAGAGCACCCUAAGUGGCCUAUUUUGACAUACAGAAAUGCAUGUCAUCUGGUAAUGAUUGUUACUGAUGCAAGACCUGGGCAAUGGAUGUAUGCAACAGUUAUUCAUCUUAUUUUCAGAUGCUGCACUAUUUUUGGUUCUUGGUAGCUUUUCUUCAUUACAUUACCCUGUGAAGCCUGUCAUACCCUGAAAGGCAUAUUAGUGCUUCCAGAAUCAAUACCAAACACUGUUUGCAUAAAUGAGAAAUGUUAGGUAAGUAUUGUACUGUCUUAAGCAAAGGCAGAGUUAUUGAAAUCUAUAGACUGAUUUUCAAUAGGGAAGCACGUGUUUAAACGUUGGGACUUUUUUGUAUAUUAUGUAACUCCAGCCAGCAUGCAGAAAUUUCUACUUGUACUUUUUCCAUAAUGUUUGUUUUUGUGACUUUCAUGAACUGUCUUACUGUAUGUGAUUAACAUUAGCUGCAUUAUAAAAAUAGUUCCUAUUGAAAAUUAAUUCAUUGUAAUGUGAUUGUUUAGUCUUUAUACCCUUCCUCCCUCUCACUGUCUCAGGUGUCCUCCUUACUGUGACUAAGUAGCAAUACUACAUUGUGCUGUGUUUUUCCUUCUUAUUUGGUUAUGUUUUGCAACGAAAGGCCUGUUUAUUAAAGAGAGUCAACAUUUUUCUUAUAGAAUUCAUUAAUGCGGACUUAAAGUGUUUUGCAGUAAAUUUGCAUUUUCAGUGGUGAAUUAUGUUUAAAAGUACUGCCAGUAUUAAAUUGCAGACUGAGAGAGUGCUGAUAGGCUUGUUAUCUUUUGGUUUAAUAAAUCACAAACUCCAAAUCGGAAAGAGAAUUAUAAAGGAAGAUGUUACAUUCUAGUUUUGUUUCAAUUCAAGUUUUCAGUAUUGUUUUUAUCUCUGUUUUCGAAGUAUAUUAUUUUAUUGAUGAAAAUCUUACAAAGCAUGAGUGUUGUCUUUCUCCCUAGAAAAUAUAUUGUCUAAUGGUAUUUGCCAAAACGAGGUGUGUAUUGAAUUCACUUUAAAAUCUAGAAGGUAUUUUAGGGGAAAAUUCAUCUAACAUCUCGUGUCAUUUCAGCAAACUUUAUUCAACUGUAUAUAAACUGCAUAUAAACCGUGCCAUUUGGAUGCAGUAUUGAGCAGAGUUAAUCCUAAAAUGUUGUGAUCAAAUGCAAUUUAAAAUUUAGAUUUGAAUUAACAAAUAAUUGAGGAUCAGAGUUAUUAAUUGAUAUGGUAAUAUUUUUGGAUUAAUCGCAGCUCUGUUUUUCUUAUUUCUGUGAUCCGAAUAACCACUUUUGAUUACAUCAUCAUAAUGAAAAAUAAUGAAUUAAUACUGAAUGAAUGAAUGAAUUAAUUAAUACAACUUUAUUGUUUUAUAUUUAUUUGGCUGAUGAUCAUCCAGUUUUCACUGUUAAUGGACAAUUGAUCAAUCUAAUAAUAACUGGACAAUUUUAGGUGAAAUAUAUGAAAAGAAAACAUUCCUGCACAUUUUCCUAAUUUUGACAUAUUAAUAAAUAAAAUCAAAUUUAGCAACAGCUUUAUUAAGGCAAGUGAUGAAAGAAACACAACUAGUUUUUAAGCUGAACUAGUCUUAACUGUUUUCUUUCUCUCUCUCAUCCAUUCACUCCCUCUGUCUCCUUACAUAAUGUAACACUGAGUAGCACGAUCGCAGCCAUCAAUUCUUCCAGUGUUUGAACAAAACCUUACAUAGCACUAUAACAACAAAGAGCAAAAGAAUUGCAAAUGUGACACAGUCAACCCUGUUUAACAUGGGGAUCACUUAACUUGAAAUGACACUAUGGGUCUCACAUGUAAAUAACAGGCAUGCUUUUACUAAUAAUACCUGAACAUUGUACCAACAUAUGCAACAGACUGCCAAGGUGAACCACAUCUAGCAUGGUAAACCGUAGGCAAAAGAAAGUUGGAUCCACAUCUUCAGGUCAAGGGCUGAGCCCCAUAUAGGUUAGAGAGGGAGACUAGGUUGGGGAUUCACCUUGAAAACAAAUCUGUAGAUUUUGGUGUUCUUCAGUUAAUCAAACACUUGUCUGAACCACUGCCACUUUAUAAAAACUGAAAACGUAAGCUGAUCUGAGGCCUUUUACGAACUGGAAUCAAGUUAUAAGCAUGAUUUAAUGAUGAACAAACAGAUUAAAACAAGGGAUGAAAAGGUAAAAUGUUUGAAAAAUGCUUUGUUAUCCUCUUUCAAAUUCUAUGUUUACUAUCACUACACUGUGACAUCUUGUUUUUUUUAUUUCCAAUUCUGUAUUCUUAAAAAUCCAAAUCCAAUUGACAUGAUGUGUGUGAAGAACAUGUGUGAUUUGUUUUAAUCUCGUGAAACCAGAUAAGUAUUUUUGUUUUUCUGUAAAUACAUUGUUUCUAAAUUUCUCUCUGUAUAUCUCAUCCUGUCUUCCUUCUAUUAACAAUUUAAUUGAAAGUAAUUUACUACACUGUUCUAGUGAUGUGGAAACUCUUUGUUUUUGCAAUUAGAAGUCUUCAGUGUUCAACUUAUUAAUGUAAUGUAUAGUUUCAUGUUACCCAGUUCAAAGAAACCAUUUUCUAAAAGGAAUUUACAUAAGAUUAUCUGUUUUUAUUUUUAUGGGUUUGAAACUAUUAUGUUUGUUGUUCCUACUGGUCAUGCUGUGAAUUACCUUGUAGUUGAGGAAACCAAAGUAUGGCAGGCAUCAUAUGGUUCAAAUUAAGAGCAAUUUGUUACCUUUCUCUUUAAAUACUUCUUUAGUUUAUGUAUAUAUGAACUUGUUGGUCAGUGACCAUUUUGUUUCUACCUCAUUAGGAACUACACUCAUUAUUUUUUUCACCAUCUUUUGGAUGGCAUCUUUAUCUAAAGUGACAAUUUUUUUUUUUUUUAUUAAGUCCAUUUAAGAAAUACUCAGUGGACAGUUAUCUUCAUAUCAAUGGUAACAAAUCCAUGCUAACUAACCACUGUCUGAUUUAAUGUUAGUACUUUAUAAAUGGUUAGUAAUUUUUUACCCUCACCUGGAGAUACACCAUGAACAUGUAGUUGAUGUUCUAGUAAAGAGAGGAUAUUUUUCCCUGUAUUCACAUUGUAGAUCAGCCUUUCCAAUAAAGGUUCAUAAUCUUAACACAUAUAAAAUGUGUGUGAUCCUUUGCAAUACGUUAAAGCAAGAGAAAAAGAAGUUGUUCGUAAGUUUGUUGAAGAAAUCACCCCACAAAUUAGGCAGCUUUCCAAUCAUAGUAGUAAGGUCACUGCAGUGCCAUGUCUUCUUUCAUCUUUCACUGAUACAUUGUCUAGCAGGUGUUUAAUGCAUCCAUCAAUUUUGGGAGCCAAGACUAGACUAGACAGCUAAACCACUCAUUUUACCACUCUGUGACUUGGCAGGGAAGUACAAGGAUGUUGGUUCAAGUCCAGGAGAAGCCAGUUUGUAGCAGGUGCAAUUUGAACAUGUUGCCUAAAUUUCAUUCUGUAAAUGUUUAAGAAAAUGUAAUAAAAAAGGAACUUCCUGGCAAAUGAAAAGAGUAAGAAAUUCUAAUCUGCUAAAAGUGUGUAUAUUGUCAUGAUGCAGGAGAAUGUAGGUUUAAUUCCCAAAAUAAGUGACUUGUUUUUGGAUUUAGGGGGAACUAAAAUAUUGUGUUAUUUGUCUUAGUUACCCAGUAUGAACAUAAAGCUUACACUGUUGCAUAGGUCUGCAUACAUUUCAUUUGUUAAUACAUAUAUCAUUUCAUUUUGAUUUACAGCAUACAAAACAUCUUAGUAGCAAUUCCUUAAGCCUUAAAUUUUACAAUGGGAGUUUCACACAGAAACUAUUAAAAGAAAUACUCAGAACAUUAAAUUUGAAUAUUGUUUUUUCGAUUAUGAGCAACAAAUAUGUGUGAAUGUGUUUUUUUAGAAAAGUGUAUUAGUGCUUCUAAAUGACAUAAACCUGCAUUUCCUUUGCUUAUUUUGCUUUGUUUUCUACUUAUAAAUUAAUAAAUGACAAAGAAAUUUGAAGUUUUCCCUUAUUUGCCAUUCAGUACCUUUUUCAAUUCAUAUGUGUCUGAUGAAUGGACCCUCACAGUUUUUGUUAGUUUUCCUUCUGUGGUGCGUGAUAACGUGUUGGUAUUCACUGUUUUAUUUCCUUGCGUGGAUCUGCACAAUUAAAUGUAUAAUGGAGGCCUUUAUGUAUGUAUUUUCUAUGUUAACACUUUCUGCACCUGUAGCCUGACCAACCAUGUAAAUUACUGGACAGUCUCUUGUGUUUUUGAUUGUCUUCACUAUUGUUUUAUUCUGAAAUACUCCAUGUAUCACAAUGCGUAUUUAUAUGAAAAUAAACCUACAUUAACUUAUGAUGUAUUUCAAAAUAAAAAAUUAUUUGGUGCUUUUAA
This is a messenger RNA of Erpetoichthys calabaricus (reedfish), 7617 nucleotides long. RefSeq names its product LON peptidase N-terminal domain and ring finger 2 (gene lonrf2). NCBI's taxonomy places the organism in Eukaryota, Metazoa, Chordata, Cladistia, Polypteriformes, Polypteridae. The transcript has 12 exons. The coding region runs from base 782 to 3106 and encodes 774 amino acids. Gene Ontology annotation, molecular function: protein binding. The record is from RefSeq and is a predicted model, not a curated record.